This is a messenger RNA of Lachancea meyersii CBS 8951, 3708 nucleotides long. Lineage: Eukaryota; Fungi; Ascomycota; Saccharomycetes; Saccharomycetales; Saccharomycetaceae. The record is from the annotation of a GenBank genome assembly.
AUGGUCGCGCAGCAUGUUGACGCUAUAACAGUGUCAAUCAAGCUUCCGCACCAGAAAGAGGAGGUGCGGUUGAAAUUGGUUAAAUCUUCGACGACUCAAAUUUUGAACGACGCGCUACAGUUUUCGUCCCCCAAAUGCUUGACGAACCUUGACUUCUAUUUCAAUGGGAAGAAGCUGACUGGCGAGGAAGCACUUAAGGAUUUUGCCACAGAUGAUUCGCUCAAAUUGGAUGUGAAAUACAAAGCUUACAAUACUAGGGACGUUUUGAGACACAUUGUGGUCGUCCGGGACACCAUUGGCUUCGCCACGGAGACUCAGGAUGGAAUCACCGAUUUUGCUGUGUCUACUGGAAAUCAGUUUUGCGAUAUGCCGCUACAAAAGGUGAAGGUCUCUGCGGCGAAGGAAACUGACUCAACCAAGGAGGAAAAACCAGAAUCCGCGGCUUUUGAUCUCUCUAAAGAGGAGGCUCAAGAAUUUCAGCAAACAGUAAAAGAAAUACUAAAUCAACGCAAGUCGGUGAAGGAAAUCAUGACGACCAGGUCCUCAAUCGUAUCUCCUUGCGUUCGUUCACUGCAGCUCUCCAGCUACAAUCCGGUUCCCGCGUUUUACAGAUCUAAGGGUCACCUGCUGUAUCUGCAAAUAGUGACUCUGGAGGGUGAGACUUUCAACGUCACUGCCACCACAACUGGUUUCUACGUGAACAAAUUUACGGCAAACAAAUUCGACCCAAGCCCUAAAGAUCAGAAUGCGAAAACUUUUGUUUCCUUGAUUGACCUGCUUUCUUCGCAUUCUAAGAACUUCAAUGAGCAUUUCAAGAGACUUGGACAACGGGUAAGCGCUGUAGACUCUGUGUGCCACGCCAGGCCGUCAACAACCUUCUUGUGUAAACCAUGGAUGGUCUCUACUACUCCUAACUCUACAGGGGACUACUCUCGCUUUCAAUUGAACGAAAGCGAUCUCAAUACGGAACGCAACUUUAACGAUGAAUUUCAAGCAAUUAAGGACAUGACCUCUAAUGAUUUCCAGUCCAUCAUCGAUAGUGAAAAGCUAACAGCUAAGGUCUACCACGAAUUCACUGAAACUGCUGUCAAAGACGCAAUGUCCAUCUUCUAUGAUGACCUUGUGCCAAUGAACCCAGAGGCCCCAACACAGGAGCAAAUAUUUUUGAAGAACAAUAUUUUCUAUUCUUAUGUCGGUGACGUUAACGGCAGCUAUUCCUCAAUCGGCGGAGAUGCUGCUGCUUUUGCUGCUUCCAAUCAAGACCUUCAAACUGUCAAGCUUCUGCAGCGCGUCACCCUCUCAGAAAUUCAUUAUUUGUUAUGCGCUGUUAUAGACUUUGCCGGCCGCAGAGUUCUUGCUCAGACACCAGUACCAGGCUUGCUGAGCGCAAUGGGCUCAGUCACGAAGGUGGACCCCGAAUCUGGGGAAACUGUAACAGAAGACUUAAACUCUGAUGUUAACGUGGUGUAUGGCCUGGAGGAAUCGACUGGUGACAUUCUUUACGACAAAGAAUUCGACACUGCUUUGGAGUCCUUUGCGCAAAUCUUACACUUAAAAAAACACCAGGUUGGAAAUGCAGAGAUCAAGGUUUCAUCGCACUCAAAGGGAAUUGUGGGUUCCGAUAAGCGUAAAUACAUUCUGGACCUCGCCAACUCUCACCCUCUGGACGUGAACUUCGCUAGAAAAUUUUAUGACGGCAUCGAAGAAAGCAAGCGCUAUCCUCACAGGCAAACCUUGGUCAGAAAUGAGCUUGUUGAUAAGUGGUGGGCUAAUAAAAUUGAGGCUGCUGGAAUUCCUUUCGAAAAAGCCUUUGAAGAAAAAAUGUUCGCAUUCAAUCCCGACGCAUUCAUUGUUGAAGGAGCUGAGGAUCCAUUGGUGGAAGAAAUUUCCAAUUAUUUGACCGACGAAGUAAUGACUGAGGUAGUAAAGGAGUAUGCUGCCGGAAAUACAGCAGCGCCAUACGAUGGGGACCAUCUAACAGAUUCCUUGCACAGAAAUGGUAUUAACAUGCGUUAUCUUGGACACGUUAUAGGUUUGGCAGAGAACGAGUUGAAACAACAAGAAGAGAAACACGAAUCGAAGUUGGCUGCGGUUAAGGUGGACAACGAAGAUCAUGAAAACUGGGAGAAGGAUUAUCUUCUCAAAGUUGAACGGCUCAUCAAGGAAAGGCAAGCAAAAAUCAAUAAGCUGGUUGAAGAAGGAAAAGAUAUUCCCGAAGAUCUUAAGGGAAAUCUAAAGCUGGACGAAAACGAGAUUAGAAAACCUACCAAAGGUGAACCGGUCUCGGUCAAUCGCGACCACCUAUCGUGCUUGAUCAACGUGUGCCGAUUGGAAAUUGCAGCUAGAUCUCUCAAGCAUGUGUUAAGAGCUCAUGCGAAAGAUUUACCCGUUUCAGUUAUUCCUAGUCUUGUCGCCUAUUUCUUCAAUCUUCUGUUCGCGAGUUCCUACAAUGAAACACCCGUGCCUGAAAUUUUGGAUGAGUUUUAUUCUCAGACCGACUUUUCGUUCUCUAAAGUCUCCCGCACUGAGCUGCUAGAAGCUAUAAGGGUGCAAGGGCAGAAGAGAUUUCUCUUUGAUCUCUCUUCUGAAAUUUUGGAGGACUUGUGUAAGCAGCCUUUCACUUUGAUAAGGGCAGUUUCAAAGAAGUUCGGUAUCCAGCUAGCUAACAAAAACCACUUCUUUACGGUUGAGGAGUUUGAGAACUUCAAGCAGUCGCAGGACAAGAAGGUGAGAGGUAAGCUGGCUGCUCCUACUCACACCUUUUCUCCAAGCGAUUUGGCCGUUAUUCCUGUUAUCAAAGAUGGCGAGUACCAGUCUCUUUCCGGGGACAAUUUCUGGACUCAGGGUACCUCGUUAUUGAGCGAGAAGCCAGAGGACGGAUUGGUGCUUCUGAACCAGGCUUUGACAAUCAAAGAAGAAGUCAAUGGUAUUGUUCACCCCUCUGUUGCAGAAUCUUACCUAACCAUAUCCACAAUCUACCAUUCUUUGAACAAAGUUCCGGAGGCAGUCUCUUUCUGUCGCAAAGCUUGUACAAUUUAUGAAAGAACAAAGGGAGCGGACUCCUUCGAACUCAUUAGAUGCUUGACAAACCUGGCUAUCUUGGAAAUCAGCAACAAAUGUCCCUACAAUGGUGCAUGCGUGUUAAGCCGCGUAGUCAACACAUUGAGUGCUCUAUGCCUCACUGUGCAUCCUGCAAUCAUCAAUGCUUACACGAUGUUACAACAAGCCUCUUUGGCUUCUAAAAAUGCUUAUCUGGCAAUUGAAGUCAUGAAGAAACUAUCAGCCACCAUCCUUGAUAUUGAAAAUGGUCAACACUCUCUUGCAUACGGAUACAAUCAAUCUCGUAUCGGAGAUCUCUACGUGACUUUGAAGGACUACACCAGCUCUCUUAAAGCGAUUUCGGAGGCAGAACAAGUCUUCACGAGAGAACUUGGAUUGAAUGAUGAAACUACGGCCCAGUGCAAGCAAUGGGUAACCGGCCUACAAAAUCUCUUGCAGCAUCAGCAACAGCAGCAGCACUUGACGCAAACGCAAACUGCUGUAAAUUCUGGAACGCCUGCAGCCUCCUCGAAGAAGCCAAAGGCGUCGAAGAAAGAAGAAAAGUCGAACCCUGAAUUGGCCAAUAAAUCUGUCGAUGAAUUGCUGAACUACAUCGAAGGCGGCUCCACCAAGAAGCCAAAAGCAGGUAAGAAAAAGGGUAAAAAAUAA